CCAAUCGUCUGUCCGUCUGUCUGUCUGUCUUGAGAAUCCAGACAACGAGACGUUGGACGAAACGAGUGAAGGAAAACAAGUCGAAAAAGGUACUCGAGGACGACGACCUGCUUGUUUUUCGGCCGAAAUUCGACUCGCACCUCUGUCGGUGCGGCCGCAGCGGACAUGGCAGUGUGAAGGAUGCAGUCGCUGAUCUGGACGGGGAGGAAUCUUUCGCGGGCGCUGAUCAGUGGGAUCUGCUCGCGGACGCAGUCGAGCACUUCGGCGACCAGCACCGAGUCGCGGCCGAAUGCCCAACAGCCGCACUUUGUUUCGGCCACCUGCGGCUUCCCGAAGCAGUUGGUGAAGCGACGGGCGCCGGCCAAGCCGGGCCAAAUCGGCGACGACGCGUGGUUCGUCGGCAGGCACAAGACUCUCGACGUGCUAGGUGUUGCUGAUGGCGUCGGUGGAUGGAGGCAUUACGGAAUCGACCCUGGAAUCUUCUCAGGGUUUCUAAUGCAGACCUGUGAACGGCUAGUCACUACUGGCGCUUGCAGCUCCUCCGACCCUGCCAUGCUGCUUGCCAGGUCCUACAGGGAACUGCUCGAAAACAAGCAGCCCAUCAUAGGCAGUAGCACUGCUUGUGUGGUGAUGCUGAAUCGAGAGACAAACACUGUACACACAGCCAACAUUGGCGACAGUGGAUUUCUGGUUGUGCGAGGUGGCCAAGUUGUGCACCGCUCCGAAGAGCAGCAACACUAUUUCAACACACCCUUCCAACUCUCACUGGCUCCUCCGGAGCACUCUGGUCACGUAUUGAGUGACAGACCUGAAUCAGCUGAUGUGACAGAUUUCCCUGUAGAGGAUGGUGAUGUGAUUUUGUUGGCCACCGACGGCGUUUUCGACAACGUGCCUGACUCUCUUCUCCUAGCUGAGUUGAUAGGACUGGAGGGUGUGAGAGACGAGUUCAAGAUACAGGGGGUGGCUAAUUCCAUUGCUUGGAUGGCCAGAAGUCUCGCAUUUGACCCUAAUUUCAUCUCACCCUUUGCCAAAAGCGCCCGUGAAAAUGGAAUUGAUGCCAUAGGUGGAAAACCAGACGAUAUUACGGUGCUUUUAGCAACAGUGGCCUUUCGUUGAGUGAGGCUGACGUCGGAAUUGGACUCGACUCAUAUUUAAGUUGGCUCAAUAGAUUUCCUAUUUUUUAGUAGUUCUUCAUAAGAUCUUGCUGCGCGACUGACAGUCAUAUUGACGAGAAGCCGUGAAUGAAUAAAAUUGUACAAAGUUGAGAUACAGACUCUAAUAUUGAGAGCCGUUGAUGCCCAUCCGCGACUAGUGACUGCUCGCAGUGUAGUGCAAAUUUAGUAUGUUCAUGUGAAGAUGUUAGAUAUUUUGUGAUUUUACAACAAUACACAACGCCCCAGCGCUUGUCAAGAACAAAAGUGCAAAUAAAUACGUCUGAUAAAAAUGAUAUAAUACAUGA
Molecule: messenger RNA, 1459 nt
Organism: Neocloeon triangulifer
Lineage: Eukaryota; Metazoa; Arthropoda; Insecta; Ephemeroptera; Baetidae
Product: protein phosphatase PTC7 homolog
Exons: 5
Coding region: 181-1116 (311 amino acids)
Source: RefSeq, a predicted model, not a curated record